Molecule: messenger RNA, 1734 nt
Organism: Tarenaya hassleriana
Lineage: Eukaryota; Viridiplantae; Streptophyta; Magnoliopsida; Brassicales; Cleomaceae
Product: 1-deoxy-D-xylulose 5-phosphate reductoisomerase, chloroplastic
Exons: 13
Coding region: 149-1570 (473 amino acids)
Biological process (GO): isoprenoid biosynthetic process
Molecular function (GO): NADPH binding; manganese ion binding; 1-deoxy-D-xylulose-5-phosphate reductoisomerase activity
Source: RefSeq, a predicted model, not a curated record
GCUCAUACCAUACAGAUUACCAUCGCAGCAAUCUCUCUCUCUCUCUCUCUCUCUCUCUCUCUCUCUCUCUCUCUGUGUUCACUGAUUGUGAGAUUGUGAUUCUCUCCUCCUGCUUUGUCCCCUACUCCUUUCCGUUCUUUUAUUGGAAAUGGAGCUGAUGACGACGCUGAACUCGUUCUCUCCAGCCGAAUCUAAAGCUGCCUGUUUCAUGGAUUCGGCCAGGUUCAAUCAAAUUCCUAAAAUCCCAGGCAGGGUUGGUAUGAAGAGAAGAAACCAAGGAAGAAGAGUUCAGUGUUCAGUGGAAGGGGUGCAGCCUCCUCCGGCAUGGCCAGGGAGAGCAGCUCCGGAACCGGCACGCGUGUCUUGGGACGGACCAAAGCCUAUCUCAAUUGUCGGAUCAACAGGAUCCAUUGGUACUCAGACAUUGGAUAUCGUUGCAGAGAACCCCGAUAAAUUUAGAGUGGUAGCUCUGGCUGCCGGCUCAAACGUGACGCUCCUUGCUGAUCAGAUUAAGAGAUUCAAACCUGAGCUGGUAUCGAUUAGAGACGUGGCACUGGUCAAUGAGCUCAAAGAGGCUCUGGCGGAUGUUGAGCGAAUGCCCGAGAUUAUUCCGGGGGAUCAGGGAGUGAUUGAGGUGGCCCGACACCCGGAUGCUGUUACCGUUGUUACGGGAAUUGUAGGUUGUGCAGGACUCAAGCCUACAGUUGCUGCAAUCGAAGCAGGAAAGGACAUUGCUCUUGCGAACAAAGAGACGUUAAUAGCAGGUGGCCCUUUUGUUCUUCCCCUUGCUAAAAAGCACAACGUGAAAAUCCUCCCGGCUGACUCAGAACAUUCGGCCAUAUUUCAGUGUAUUCAAGGUUUGCCCGAAGGUGCUCUUCGUCGGAUAAUUUUGACUGCAUCUGGUGGUGCUUUUAGGGAUUGGCCUGUGGAUAAACUGAAGGACGUUAAAGUAGCAGAUGCGUUGAAACAUCCGAACUGGAAUAUGGGGAAGAAAAUUACAGUAGACUCGGCCACACUUUUCAACAAGGGUCUAGAAGUCAUUGAAGCCCAUUAUCUGUUUGGUGCUGAAUAUGACAAUAUUGACAUUGUAAUUCAUCCUCAGAGUAUCAUCCACUCUAUGGUCGAAACCCAGGAUUCAUCCGUUCUUGCACAGUUGGGAUGGCCCGACAUGCGUAUCCCGAUCCUCUACACAAUGUCAUGGCCUGACAGAAUUUACUGCUCUGAAAUAACCUGGCCAAGGCUUGACCUUUGCAAGCUUGGCUCACUGACGUUCAAGAAGCCAGACAACGUAAAAUACCCGUCAAUGGACCUCGCCUACGCUGCAGGACGAGCUGGAGGCACGAUGACUGGAGUACUCAGUGCAGCCAAUGAGAAAGCCGUGGAGAUGUUCAUAGAUGAAAAGAUUAGCUAUCUGGAUAUAUUCAAGGUGGUGGAGAUGACAUGCGAUAAACACCGAGCAGAGUUAGAAUCCUCACCGUCUCUCGAAGAGAUCAUCCACUACGAUUUGUGGGCGCGUGAGUAUGCCGCGAAUCUGCGGAUUUCUUCAGGACCAAAGCCAGUUCCUGCUUAGACAACAGGUUAAGAAGCCAUUCUCGUUUCUAAGCAAAGGGACAAUAUCAGAUAAUAAUAAUAAUAGUGUUUCUUCACAGGUAUUCCUUGUCCAUUAUUUAUGAAGGAAAAAUGACACCAGCUUCUCAUGAGUCUACUUAAAGUCUCUCUUUUUCUAUACAUAUA